This is a messenger RNA of Verruconis gallopava, 2268 nucleotides long. RefSeq lists its product as uncharacterized. The transcript has 5 exons. Gene Ontology annotation, molecular function: transmembrane transporter activity. The record is from RefSeq and is a predicted model, not a curated record. Lineage: Eukaryota; Fungi; Ascomycota; Dothideomycetes; Venturiales; Sympoventuriaceae. The coding region runs from base 369 to 1967 and encodes 532 amino acids. Gene Ontology annotation, biological process: transmembrane transport.
AGGGCCACCAGCGUUCUCCUUCCCCCGUCGCAAGUGUGACCGAAGCGUUUCGACUCUCGAGGCCUCUAAAUCACCUUGCGAAGCGGGGGCUGCAAGGAAGCGAGAUCGCCUUCCUACAAAAGCAGAAAGAUCAAGACAAGAGAAGCCCUACGCUCGUUUCUCCUCCAGCAACGACGGGAUCUACCAAUCGCCGUUGGCCUGCCUGACCCAAGCCUUUUUACUUUCCCCCUUUGCCCUUAUCCGACGCUUCGCCUGUCGACCAUCGCACUUGUUUCUUACCUCCACACGCCGCCCCCCUUGUUUCGUCCGAGUUGGCGCGCUGACGCGCGCCCAGCGCGGUACUUACCGACCCACGACCGAGGGCCACCAUGGCUGCGUCUGAGCCUGAGAAGCAGAACGUAAACGCCCCCGUGGACCGCGACGAGGACUCGUCCGAGAAGCGCGCGGCCGAGUCAGAGUACACGACGAAUGGCGACGUGGACAGAGACGUCGAGAAGCUGAGCCCCACUGAGGAGACCCAGACGGUCGAGGCUACCCAGCCCGAGUCGAAAGCCCAAGACGUGGAGCAAGUCGACGCCGACAUUGUCGACUUUGACGGGCCGGAUGACCCGGAGAACCCAUACAAUUGGACCAAGAAGCGGAAGUGGAUCAACGGCGGCUUUCUGAGCUUCUUGACCUUCAUCACGCCUCUGGGGUCGUCGAUGUUCGCCCCCGGCGUUCCAGAUGUGCUCCGCGAGUUUCACACCACGAACGAGACGCUUGGAUCCUUCGUCGUGUCCAUCUAUAUCUUGGGAUAUGCGUUUGGCCCACUCUUCAUCGCGCCCCUGUCCGAGAUGUACGGCCGAAGCAUCGUCUACCACGUGACGAACGCGCUCUUCAUCGCCUGCACCAUCGGGUGCGCGGCCAGCUCCAGCUUCGGCAUGCUCAUCGGCUUCCGCUUUCUGGCCGGCACGUUUGGCUCGACGCCCAUCACCAUCGGGUCCGGCACGAUCUCGGACAUGUUCAGGACCGAGGAGCGCGGCGCCGCCAUGUCCAUCUGGAGCAUCGGCCCGCUCCUCGGCCCCGUCGUCGGCCCCAUCAUCGGCUCCUACCUGUCCGAGGCGAAGGGCUGGCGCUGGGACUUUUGGUUCGUGGCCAUCGUCGCCGCCCCCGCCGCCCUCGGCAUGGUCUUCUUCCUGCGCGAGACGUACGCGCCCGUCCUGCUGGAGCGCAAGGCCGCGAGGCUGCGAAAGCGGACGGGCAACAUGAACCUGCGUUCGAAAAUGCACCACGGCCUCACGCCCAAGGAGUACAUGGCACGCUCCCUGAUCAGGCCGACGAAGAUGCUGCUCUUCUCCCCGAUCGUCUUCUUUCUGUCCCUCUACAUGGCCGUCGUGUACGGAUAUCUGUAUCUCCUCUUCACGACCAUCACCGGCGUCUUCGAGGGCAAGUAUCACUUCUCGCCCGCAAACGUCGGCCUCGCCUAUCUGGGCAUCGGCAUCGGCAUGUUCGGCGGCCUCUUCGUCACAGGCCUGCUCUCCGACUCCAUUGUCAAGAAGCUGUCCGCGCGCAACAACGGCGUGCUCAAACCGGAGUACCGCAUCCCGCCCAUGAUCCCCGCCGCCUUCUCCAUCCCCAUCGGCCUCUUCAUGUACGGCUGGACGGCGAACUACGGCGUCCAGUACGUCGCGCCCAUCGUCGGCACGAGCUUCGUCGGCCUCGGCUUGAUCACCACCUUUAUGCCCAUCAUGACGUACCUGAUCGACGCGUACACGCGCUACGCCGCCUCCGUGACGGCGGCCAACACGGUGCUGCGCUCGAUGCUCGGCGCGCUUCUGCCGCUGGCCGGCCCAAAGAUGUACGCCGCUCUCGGCCUGGGCUGGGGCAACUCCCUGCUCGGCUUUAUCGCGCUGGCCAUGGUCCCUUUUCCCUUCGUCAUCUGGAGGUACGGAGAGGCGAUCAGGACGAGAAGACCCCUGAAACUUUGAGCACGCUCACUCACUCUCCCCACGUUUUCUUUUUCUUGUUUUCCCCCCUUCUUUAGAUACGCGGGUUUCCCAAAAGAUGGGAAGGAAUAGACGGUAGGAGAACGAAAAAGAAAGGUCACUGAGAAAAGUAAGAACGCUUCUUCUUCUUCCUUCUUCUUCUUCUUCUUCUUCUUCUUCUUUUUUUUUUUCCCUCUCCUUCCCCUGCCGAAAAAAAAGAACAUGUGAAUUCAUUCGGAGCAUAGCGUCAAGGUGGAAGGGCCGACAGGAGUUAAGCCAGUUACGGGACAUACACACACACACA